AUGAAUCCAAAAGCGCGAUCAAACAUUAUGAGCAAUGGUGACGGAUCUCUCUCAAAGCGAGAUGGCAGGAAGAAGGGCAGGAUAACUACGGAGCCAGAGAGCUCAAGAAUGAGCGACGAGCGCAUUGAACACGAGCGUACGGUUUGGGUGCAGCAGCGGCAGGCGGAACUCGAGGGCGUGUUUGACACUCACGACACUCUUGUUCGGGAAGCCUUCCAUCUGGAGAAGUUUGUAACGUUGCUAUCAUAUGACCCCAAGGUCGCAAAGUCUGAUACGUCGACUGUGUUCCAAGAGUACCACGCGCGUUUCGAUCUCGUGAAUAACGCUUCCACCGCUGGACCUUCUCGACAAACACGCCGAGCACAUACCGAGAGGUUACACAUUCUCAAGGGUUCAUCGGACAACCUAUCGGUAGCUUCACCGAAGGCUAAGCGAGGCAAGAAGGCCGACUCUCAAGUGGAUAUAUCGACGUCUUCUAUGUCAAUCUCUGCUAUAACGACAAGCCAAAGUAUACCCUCUACACUGCGGAAGAAGGCAGGACCGCAACCAGAGACUGUGAAUGGCCCUCUGAUAGUUUCGCCAGAGGCCAAAGGUUUUAGGGUAUUGGCUGGGCGAGGAAAGCGAGUUACUGGUCUCCCCAUGACCGUUCCAUCCAACGCCGCAGAUAAAGGCAAACAUAUUGCCUUUUCUGACGUUGCACCGAGCCUUGGGAUGAAUCGCAAAGGCAAAGGCAGGCUGCAACAAGAAGAGGUAGUACACGUUCCCUCGACGUUAAACAUUAGUCGAAAGGGCAAGACCAAGAUACAGCGUGAAGAUGUGACGUCUGAUACGCAUUCGCCAUUACGUCGGCAGAAGAAACGUAUGGGUGAAGAUAUUGCAGUCUCUUGUGCGCAUCCGCCUCCGCCUCCAAAAAAGCGGCGAGUGGCUGCAGUAAGUUCAGAUCUUUCAUCAGGAACCUUCCCUCCAUCCCAGGCGCAACCGUCUAAUUCCAUUUCCGCCGUACUUACUGGGCGUACACCGGCGCGAAAACGGAUGUCAUUGAACCUCGAUGGAUUUGCGACCCCGCGAGCGCACGGUCUUACAACGGACUUGUCUCCACACAAAUCGGCCCUCAAACGCAUAAAGUUGAUUGUCCGCGCCCCCGAGCCUGUGUACACAAAUCCCCGUCAGAAGCCACCGCCUCCGCGGCAUGGCCAAUCGUUAACAUCAUUGCUGUCAUCGUACACGAUAUUGAGCGACCAGGAUGUCGACGAGGCGGGCAUAAAGCAGCUUGUGAAAAAAGAUGCUGCGCUAUGGGAUCGCGUGGACACGUUGCGCAGGCAAGGUCGCUUUUUUCCUGGACGUAUAUAUGCGGGCGAAGAUAUGUUGCUUGUCUCAGGCAACCAUGAUGCAUCGGCCGGACAACCAAGUCGAGAUGUCUGGGCUCAUGUUGUAGAUGCGGUGAAGGCGCGAGCACAACAUCGCUCUAUAAAUGGUCGCCAGGUGGCGGCGCAGGUUGCAAGUAGGGUACGCGCGUAUUGGGAUACCCGUGCGCUGAAGGAGGACAAGGUAAAGCUACAGGAAGAGAAGCGCCUGCGAGCUUUGGCAAAGGCAACAGUGAGGAUGGUUGUUGCGGAGUGGAAGAAAGCUGUCCAUGCGAGUAUUGCUCUUGCUAUCAUGCAUAUCCGAGAGGAAGAGCGACUGAAGCGCGAAGAAGAAGAGCGGAGGCGCGGACAUGAGCAUUUGGAUGCCAUCCUUGAUCAGUCCGGUCAAAUUCUGGAAGCACAGCAGCUCGACCUGAGUAAAGCUGCACCUCGUGCUCGUAGCAGGUCUAGCGACAUCCCAGCUACUCUCAAGCAUUCAGCUCCAGUCUCCUCCGAUCCAGAUGAAGAUGACGAUGACGAUUUAUCUGGACAGGAUGACGAUGGAAGCGCUAUCUACUCUCAACACGCGAGAAGCAGCUCCGAGUCUCAAGAUGAUGACGCUGGCGUCGAUUCGAGCUUUCUGUUGGGCAAUGUGGUCGCUCAAAGCCCUCGUCGCUGGUCGAGGUCGAGAUCGCUGACGGAUGUCUCCAAUCACAGCUCAUCUGUUUCCCACUUCCAGGAUGCUGCAGAUAAUCUCGACAUGGAGAAUGAUGUUUCACAAGCGGACAUUGAUCAACUAGAGUAUCCUUCGAGUCCAUCGACUUAUUCCGAGCAACAAUCAUUCAUGAAGCUUUAUUCGCCAACAGUCGCAUCCCGUAAUCCUUCCGAAAACGCGAUGCAAGAUAUUAUUGCCGAUACCUCUGGCUUAAUGCCUACGUCUAGGAGUUCGAUCAAUCUCGAUCCUAUACGAAACAGCUCUUCCGCGUAUCGAUUGAUGUCGAGUGGGACACCUGAAGAGAUGCUUACCGACAAUUUCCUAGAGUUAGAAUACCCGGAAUCCCCCAGGCUGUCUCUAGCGGUUUCGGAGGCUGUUUCAGAGCGAGAGUAUGAGCCACAGCGCGCGAUCGCUGCAGAGCCUAUUACGUCUGUUCUAUUCCCUAGCGUGGUCGAAGAGAACACAUCUAGUGCAGAAGUCAAAGAUUCGUUAGAUGAGGACCAGUAUGAUCAAGUAUCCGGUCCUCAGGGAGAUCUGCAGGAAGAUGACGUGGAAGAGAAUGUUUCAAUACCUCCAUAUCUUCGCCCUUAUGCCGUUGCACCCGUGGAAUGGGAUCCUCAAUCCGCAAUGCAGCCGCCAUUUCUUUUACGCGGGAGCCUCAGGCCUUAUCAGAAUGCUGGGCUUGAGUGGUUGGCCAGUUUACAUGCGAAUAAUCUCAAUGGCAUUCUGGCCGAUGAGAUGGGCCUUGGAAAAACGAUACAGACAAUUGCUCUACUUGCCCACCUCGCUUGUGAUCGUGGUAUCUGGGGUCCGCAUCUCAUCAUCGUUCCUACGAGUGUGCUGUUGAACUGGGAGAUGGAGUUCAAGAAGUUCUUGCCAGGUUUCAAGGUCUUGAGCUAUCAUGGAACCACGAAGCGUCGGAAGGAGCUGCGACAGGGUUGGAACAACAAGUAUCAUUUUAACGUGUGUGUCACGUCAUACACACUCGCUAGCCGAGAUGCCCAUGUCUUCAAACGGAAACCAUGGUAUUACAUGAUUCUGGAUGAGGCGCAUAUGAUCAAGAAUUUUAAGUCCCAGCGGUGGAACAUCCUUCUCAUGUUUCGCUCGUUUCGUCGUCUGCUCCUGACCGGGACCCCCCUUCAGAACAAUCUUACCGAACUUUGGGCAUUAUUACAGUUCCUCAUGUCGGGUACCAACUUUGCCAAUCUGAAGGAGUUUGGAGAAUGGUUCUCAAACCCUCUUGAGAAAGCGAUCGAAAUGGGCACCAUGGACGACGAGACGCAACAAAGGGUCACGAAGCUACACACUGUCCUCCGGCCCUAUCUUCUGCGCCGAUUGAAAAGAGAUGUAGAAAAAGAGCUUCCGCAGAAGUAUGAGCACCUCGUCAUGUGUGCUCUGUCAAAGCGACAGCGUUUUCUGUACGAUGAAUUCAUGGCUCGCGCGGAAACUAGACAUGACUUGCAAUCAGGCGUCUACCAGAAGAUCGCAAACAUUCUCAUGCAAUUGCGCAAGGUGGUCAAUCAUCCAGACCUAUUCGAAGUUCGUCCUAUUGUAACGUCCUUCGCAAUGGAUCGUUCGGCCAUUGCGGAUUACGAAAUUAAGGAACUUCUGAUUCGACGGCGUCUGCUACACUCUAGUGAUGAGGAUAGUCUGGAUCUCGACGUCUUGGGUUUACAGUUUGUGCACUGGCAGAAUACGUCUCGUAUUGCUGCCUCUGAGAUCAUUCGCCUGGAUGGUACAGCACACCUCCCAAUGAUAACCGAGCUACCUGGGGAGCCACCUCCGUACGACACUCGCAGCGUUGAGGGCUACAAACGCUAUCGGCAGUGGCAGCUGCGAGCGGCGCGCAUUGCAAGAUGGGCUCAAAUAGGCUAUCUGAACAGGUUGCGCUGUGCACGUUUUCCUGUGUAUAGUCGGGAGACGAUUGCUGUCGCGCAGCGUCUUUAUGUGCCCCUUAUACCAUUAGCAAACCUUUCCUUGCAAUCUUGGAACACCGUGACAAGGGUUCAUUCUGCAAUCAAGUCCUACUCCUCGAGAGCUGAAGACAUUGCCGACCUUGUCGACCGUUUUGCAUUCGUUACACCCAAUGUUGUCGCUCGGGACAUGCCCGAAAUUGCAUUAGCGGGAGUGCCGGCAGCUAUACUUCAAUUACUUAGCGAAACCGGUUCCGAUGUACUAUUGCAUCGUGUCAGCGUGAAGCUUCAGAUUGCUUUUCCGGAUCCUUCCUUGCUACAAUUUGACUGUGGCAAGCUUCAGGAGCUUUCACGGUUAUUGCGGGAACGCAAGGCUGGAGGACAUCGUAUAUUGAUCUUCACACAAAUGACUAGAAUCCUUGAUAUUUUGGAAAUAUUCCUAAACUUCCAUGGAUAUCUAUACCUACGCUUGGACGGCGCAACCAAAAUCGAAGAUAGACAGUACAUUACGGAGCGUUUCAAUUCCGAUCCCAGAGUAUUCUGUUUUAUCUCAUCUUCACGGUCAGGUGGUGUCGGUAUAAAUCUCACAGGAGCGGAUACUGUCAUAUUUUAUGACAGUGAUUUCAAUCCACAGAUGGAUCGACAGUGCGAGGAUAGGGCGCAUCGCAUUGGACAAAUACGCGACGUGCAUAUUUAUCGUUUUAUCUCACGACACACGGUGGAAGAGGCAUUGUUGCGAAAAGCAAAUCAGAAACGAUCGUUGGACGAUAUCGUCAUUCAGAAAGGCGAAUUUGAUUGGCGAUCGCUGUUCUCCGACGAGUCUGCGCUGACAAAAGCGUUGGGUGAAUAUGAAGAUGCAGAGGACGCCCAUGCGGCUGCCGUUGCUGCCAGUGAAGAAGUUGCUAUGGUCGGUGCAGAUGAAGCUGACUUCAGCUUAGAGGGCAGUGGAGGACGAACACACAAUAUUGAGUCGAAAUCCGCCGCACAACUUCCACAAUCCCCAGGAGCCGACGUAGCUCCAGAUGAGAUAGAUGAGCCACAAGCGUUGGACGACGAGGAUGAUGAGGCCGAGGAAGGGGGAACAACCGUCGAUUAUAUGCUGGCGGUCGUGCGGUCCGACAUGGAUUUCUUCGCCGAUUGGCGCAUUUGA
Messenger RNA from Fibroporia radiculosa, 5121 nucleotides. RefSeq lists its product as uncharacterized. Gene Ontology annotation, molecular function: histone binding; ATP binding; ATP hydrolysis activity. The record is from RefSeq and is a predicted model, not a curated record. The coding region runs from base 1 to 5121 and encodes 1706 amino acids. NCBI's taxonomy places the organism in Eukaryota, Fungi, Basidiomycota, Agaricomycetes, Polyporales, Fibroporiaceae. Gene Ontology annotation, cellular component: Swr1 complex. The transcript is spliced from 9 exons.